This is a messenger RNA of Lytechinus pictus (painted urchin), 5549 nucleotides long. RefSeq names its product synaptojanin-1-like. The record is from RefSeq and is a predicted model, not a curated record. The coding region runs from base 100 to 4119 and encodes 1339 amino acids. The transcript is spliced from 23 exons. Gene Ontology annotation, molecular function: phosphatidylinositol-4,5-bisphosphate 5-phosphatase activity. Lineage: Eukaryota; Metazoa; Echinodermata; Echinoidea; Temnopleuroida; Toxopneustidae. Gene Ontology annotation, biological process: phosphatidylinositol dephosphorylation; synaptic vesicle endocytosis.
UCUUCGCCAUUUACAUGUUUUUCCGGUAUCCUCCCCUAACGUUAAAUAGCGCCGAAACUAAAUUAUCUUUUACAUUUUGGUUAAUUAUUCCACACAGUCAUGGCUACUACGAUGGGAAAGUCAUUCCGAGUUUAUCAUAAAGUUGGUCCACCCUAUUCUGUGAUUCUGGAGGCAAGAAAUAAACAAGAAACACUUCUUUUUGAGUCGGAGGCGGUCGCCGUGCUGAGCAUUGCUGAAACAGAAAGUUUAAGAAAGCAGUACCAGAAGAUGACGGAUGCUUACGGGUGUUUAGGUGCUCUCAGACUCAAUGUCGGUGAUGAAUCACUGCUAUUCUUAGUCCUAGUGACGGGAUGCUCAUCCGUAGGUAAGGUCCAGGAAUCAGAAAUCUUCCGCAUCACAUCCACCCUCUUCAUCUCGUUACGGAAUAACUCCAGUGACGACGACCGCGUCAGCGAAGUCCGCAAGCUUCUCAACUCGGGCACAUUCUAUUUCUCGUGGUCGGCAUCAACAAAAUCGAGGUUCGAUCUCAGUCUCUGCGCCCAAAGGCAGAAACAAGAUCACGUCACAGACAAUAGGUUUUUCUGGAAUCGAGCCUUACAUCUUCACCUGCAGCGGUUUGAUGUGAACUGCUCCGACUGGUUGCUUAAGACCAUGUGUGGAGGGGUGGAGGUGCGGACUGUCUACUGCGGUACCAGGCAAGCUAAGGCUUGUAUCAUCUCGAGGCUAAGCUGCGAAAGGGCUGGUACUCGGUUCAACGUAAGAGGGACCAACGACGAUGGCCACGUCGCAAACUUCUGCGAAACAGAGCAGGUGAUAUUCCUUGAUAAUAAGGUCACAUCGUUCAUUCAGACGAGAGGGUCCGUACCGUUGUUCUGGGAGCAGCCGGGUAUACAGGUGGGAGUUCAUAAGGUCAAGAUGUCACGAGGCUUUGAGGCAUCAGCCCCGGCUUUUGACCGUCAUCUAACCAUGUUGAAGGCUCAUUACGGGGAUCAAGUCAUAGUCAACCUACUCGGAAGCAAAGAAGGAGAGGAUAUGCUGAGUAAAUCAUUCCAGAAUCAUCUAAAAGCCUCAUCCCAUGUUCAAGAUACCCCCCACAUACUGUUUGACUAUCAUCAGAUGUGUAAAGGGAAAACAGAUAACCUCCACCUCCUCAAGAAAAAGGUGGCCACGGACGUUGACCGAUUUGGUUUCUUUUACAGCGAGGGAGAGGAAGUCAUACGACAUCAGACGGGAACAAUCAGGACAAACUGCCUCGAUUGCUUAGACAGGACGAAUGCCGUGCAGACCUUCUUCGGACAAGAUAUGCUGGCUAAGCAGUUAGAAGCUCUUGGUGUUACUAGCAAACCUCAGAUCAUGUCACGAUUCUUAGAAACAUACAGGACCAUAUGGGGUUUGAGUGGUGACCAUAUUAGUAGGAUAUAUGCUGGUACAGGCGCAUUAGAAGGCAAGACAACGGCUGGUAAGCUCCGGGACGGUGCAAGAUCGGUGACGCGAACCAUACAGAACAACUUCUUUGAUGGCACAAAGCAAGAAUCUAUCGAUGUUCUUUUACUUGGAAGCUCAUUAGUAGGAACCCUGGCGGACAAGGCUAGCUCACUCUUACCUAGCAGUCAUUUGCAUGCUUCACCGCACAUUCUGCAAGGUGUGUGUGAGAGGGAGGGGGACUUCACAUCGAGCUCGCGUUUCAGGAUAUGCGUCGGGACGUGGAACGUGAACGGGGGCAAGAACUCGCACAGCAUCGCGUUCAAGAAUGAAUCUCUCGCCAACUGGCUUCUCGACAACCCACAGGUCGUAGAGGAAACGAAUCAAGGUUGUUCAGAGAUGGGCGUUGACUUCUCUGUUCCGAAUGACAUCUAUGCUAUCGGCUUUGAAGAAAUGGUGGAUCUGAAUGCAGGCAAUAUCAUUAGUGCAAGUACAACAAACCAAAGAAAAUGGGGAGUGGAUCUCCAAAAGACGUUAUCAAGAGAACACAAAUACGUUUUACUGGUGUGUGAACAGCUCGUCGGAGUGUGCCUCUACAUCUUCAUCCGACCUCAGCACGCACCGUUCAUCAGGGAUGUCGCCGUGGACACUGUAAAGACUGGACUCAAGGGGGCAGCAGGCAAUAAAGGGGGCGUGGCAAUUCGAUUUGUCUUCCAUGGAACGUCCAUGUGCUUCGUAUGUGCUCAUCUAGCCGCGGGCCAGUCACAUAUCAAGGAUCGGAAUGAUGAUUAUGCCGAGAUUAGCUCCAAGAUUAUGUUUCCUAUGGGCCGUACUCUGGAGAGCCAUGACUAUGUGUUCUGGUGUGGGGAUUUCAACUAUCGGAUUGACAAGGACAACGAUGAAGUCAAAGAUCUAGUAGCCAUCCAUGACUAUGAAGCGCUCAAGGAAUGCGAUCAACUCUUGAUUGAGAAACGUAGUGGAAAUACAUUCCAAGGGUUUUCGGAAGGAACGAUACGCUUUGCACCGACCUACAAAUAUGACCUGUUUUCUGAUGAUUACGAUACAAGUGAGAAGAUGAGGACACCAGCCUGGACGGAUCGCAUUCUGUGGAGAAGGCACAAACCAUUCUACUUCAAACAUAGCACAGAUAAUCCAUUUGAAGCUUUUCCUGAUAACUGGGACCCUGGUCGUGUACUGCACUACGGUCGAGCUGAGCUCAAGACCUCCGAUCACAGACCCGUGGUGGCCAUCAUCGAGGUCGAAGUCCAGCUGGUCGAUGAGGACACCCGGGAAUCAAUCUUCCACGAUGUCUUCUGCCAGCAGGGUCCUCCAGACGCCACUGUCAUCCUCUCACUCACUGAUCACCAUGGAAACCAGGUAGCAUUUGCUGAGGAUGAUAUCGAUGAGGCGGUGGAGCUGACUGCGUCAGAAGGCGUGGCUAUACUUGUCAGGUUUGUUGGAUCUGACAUGCUGGUGACCUUCCGGCACGGACACAGUGCUUUAUCCGCUCGGGAUAACCUCAACAAUCAUAGCAUGGGACAUAAGGUGCUCCAUGUGAAGCUGAAGAUGGAGGGCUGGUUGGAGCUGCUGGAGAAGGAGCUAGCCAUGUGUAGUCCAAACACGGAGAGACUCUUCAACCCUGUAUCCAGCAGUCUGCUCGGGGAGUCCUUUGAUGUGCCGUCAAUGAGCUUUGACUUAGAAGACGAAGAUGAGAAUGGUCAAGAAUUUGGAUCCCUCAAACCGGACCUCCCUACCCCCCUCCUACCAACCGUGGGAGGGUCAAGAUCGGGCACCCCUUCCCCCACGGUAGAACUCCAGGAGGGUCCAGAUAGGCCCAAGAGACCGCCCCGGCCUGCUAGGCCAGGCAGACCCCCUCCAAGGGGAGGAAAUGUGGAAGAGGCUCAGGCAGAGACCGAAGCCAAAGUUGCAUCCCAGAAACGCAUACCUCCCGCAAGGCCUGGUCCCCCGACGCGUCCUGCUAGACCAAAUGCGCCACCCUCAAGACCCCAGGCUCCACCGGUAGAGGAGAGCAAGAGGAAAACCGAUGCCCCUCUAGUAAGGGAACCACAAUCUGAUCGACCAAAGGCUGAGGUACCACCUACCAGGGGCCCUGUACCAGCAAGCAGGCCUCCACCAAGACCAGCACCACCUGUGAUUGAAGGUGGAUCAGAAACACCAGCUGUGUUGUCGAUUGCACCGCCAGUACCUGCAAGUCGACCACAAAGAUCAAGUGGUACGGAAGUAGAGGCACCGGCAGGCAUUCAGUCAGUACCUGACAGAAUGCCCUACAUACCACCAAGACCAUCGGCACCUCCUCGAUCUGCCAACAAUGGUGCCUUCACGGAAGUCCCAUUAGAUCCAGACUCCAUGAACACCAAUGGCACAGCAGCUCAAGAUACUGCACCGCCUGUACCACGAUCCCGCCCCGCGAGACCUCCCCAGAGACCAGUUGAACCGGAGGAUAAUUCCUAUCUUGACGCCAUGAUGAUCGAAACAGACUCCACGGACAAUUUUAUUAAUGAGCAAUUUGGAGAGUCUAAUGCUCCACCUUCUUUCAGUCCCCCUGAUCUCCCAUCGCCACAGGAGGUUGAUACUGGUCCUCCGAUGGCACCACCACCGGUACCACGCAACCGACCAAGACCUACCCCUGGUGCAAUUGUUCCACCACAGGUACCAUCAAGGCCAAGUAUUAGAUAGGAAAUAUUAUAUAUAUUAAUAUAUCUUGUUUUGUAGCUGUUGUCUCGUUGAUUCCAGUGUUAAAUGUAGAAAUUAUUGCAAUAUUAUAUAUUUGAAUAAAUGUAUGUUCACAGCCUCUAUCAUAACUUAUAUCAUAGUACAGUAUGUCAAAAUUUUAUUGUAUAUUAGGAUAACCUGAUUUUAACAAAUAUAUGUAUAAUGAUAUAAGAAAUUGUAUGCAUAUUUUUUUUAUCAGCAUCCGAUAUUUCAUAAUGAAGUCAAUAUACCAAUAUCAGUGAAAAGCAAGUCCAAUGUCAGAUCUAGGCCCUGUCUUUCAAAGAUUUACAAUUGAUCCGAUCAAUCGCAACUAUGGACGGCCAGCAACGUCAACAUCUAUUAUGCAUGUUUGUUCAAAUAUUUUCUAGCUGUGAUGUAUAUGCAUGCAUUCAUUGUUUUCUUGAAAAUUCACUGCGCUUCUCUCUGCAUACAGAGGACAUUGUGCAAGUUUUUCGUAGAAAAAAAUUAUGACACUGAUGGAUUUCCAUAGAGUUACGAUUGAUCGGAUGAAUCGUAACUCUUUGUAAGACGGGGCCCUGAUAAACCGCGACUAUGGAAAGCCAGCAACAUCAAUGCAUGUUCAAAAUAUUUUCUAGACGUGAUGUCUGUAUUUCCUCAUCUAUUGUUUUCUUGAAAAUUCUUUGUGCAUUUUUGUUUUUGUUUACAAAGGACAUCGUGCAAACGUCCCGUAGAAAAAAUGAUGACAUUGAUGGAUUUCCAUACAGUUGAGGUUGAUCGGAUCAGCGUAACUCUUUGUAAUACAGAGCUAGCUAGUCCUUGUCCAAUACAUUGUAAAGCUAUAUCAUGUUUAGUUUCUAAAACUACCUUUCAUACUUUCAAUGGAAUGAAGGUAAAAGAGUACUCCAGGGGGGUGUUUCACAAAGAUUUAAGCAUGACUUAAGUCGCACUUAAAUGCCGACGCGUAUAUGAUAUGCAACGCGCGAUCUUAUUGAUAGAUACGCAUUAGUGCAUGUCCUCAUGACAUGAUCUGACCAAUGCGGUCACGCCUUUCAUACCGUACGCAACUCGGUAUUUAAGUGUGACUCUAAGUCAUACUUAAAUCUUUGUGAAACACCCUCCAGGCUAUAUUGUUGGAGUUCUUGUAGUUUUUGUCAGUGGAAUGUUACGAGGCAAGAAAGAUGUUGACAUGAGCAUGACGAGUAUGCUUAUUACACAGGUACACUCACCUACGCACAAAAGUUUUGAAAUAAAAUAACAAUCAUGAAAAACUUUCCCAUAUUUCUAUUUUCAGCAUUUAAACUGAUGAUGUGUAACAUUCUUUGUGAUAUUUAUUCAAUAUGUUUGAAAGAGAAUUUCAUGAAACUUUAGUGGCAAUCCUAAUAGAGUAUUUGAUCUUAAAUUGUAUUCCAGUUUAUAGGUUUAUCCCUCAUGAC